Dufourea novaeangliae is the source of this 1473-nucleotide messenger RNA. RefSeq names its product gamma-aminobutyric acid receptor subunit beta-like (gene Lcch3). The transcript is spliced from 9 exons. Gene Ontology annotation, biological process: chemical synaptic transmission; nervous system process; monoatomic ion transmembrane transport. The record is from RefSeq and is a predicted model, not a curated record. Gene Ontology annotation, molecular function: neurotransmitter receptor activity; GABA-A receptor activity; extracellular ligand-gated monoatomic ion channel activity. The coding region runs from base 1 to 1473 and encodes 490 amino acids. Lineage: Eukaryota; Metazoa; Arthropoda; Insecta; Hymenoptera; Halictidae. Gene Ontology annotation, cellular component: membrane; neuron projection; synapse.
AUGGUUAGCAGGAUGAGGCUGCAGCAGAUCAUCCUACUGCUGCAGACGAUCUACCUGGUUACCUGGGCCAGUUACGAAAACACAGGGGUGGUGUCUGAUAGGUUGGAGAAUGUAACACAAACUAUAUCACGAAUUCUCGAUGGGUAUGACAUCCGAUUGAGACCAAAUUUCGGUGGGGAACCUUUGUUAGUUGGUAUGGAUCUUACAAUUGCUAGUUUCGACGCCAUCUCGGAAGUAAACAUGGAUUACACAAUAACCAUGUAUUUAAAUCAGUAUUGGAAGGACGAGAGAUUAGCGUUUUCCCAGGAAAAGGAGGUCCUUACCCUAAGUGGAGAUUUCGCGGAAAAGAUUUGGGUUCCGGACACAUUUUUCGCCAACGAUAAGAACAGUUUCUUGCACGACGUGACCGAGCGUAAUAAACUCGUCCGGUUGUCCGGAGACGGAUCUGUCACUUAUGGCAUGAGAUUUACGACGACCCUGGCCUGCAUGAUGGAUCUGCACUACUAUCCGCUCGAUUCGCAGAACUGCACCGUAGAGAUCGAGAGCUACGGAUACACGGUGCUGGACGUAGUGAUGUAUUGGAAAGAAACUCCAGUUCGUGGAGUCGAAGAAGCAGAACUGCCACAAUUCACGAUAAUCGGAUACGAAACGAACGAUCGUAAAGAGAGGCUGGCCACCGGUAUAUAUCAAAGACUUUCAUUGAGCUUCAAGCUUCAGAGGAACAUCGGAUACUUCGUGUUCCAGACGUAUUUGCCCAGCAUCUUGAUCGUGAUGCUGAGUUGGGUCAGUUUCUGGAUCAAUCACGAAGCGACCAGCGCCAGAGUUGCUCUCGGAAUAACGACAGUCCUGACAAUGACAACAAUUUCGACAGGCGUACGUAGCUCACUGCCACGUAUCAGCUACGUGAAGGCUAUCGAUAUUUAUUUAGUAAUGUGUUUCGUUUUCGUAUUCGCGGCUCUGUUGGAGUACGCAGCUGUAAAUUACACAUAUUGGGGUGCCAGAGCCAAGAAAAAGACGAAAAAGAAAGAAACUGACGAGAAGAAAGUCAUUACCUCUAAAGCGGGAAGCAAGGCAAAUUCUCCAUUUCCUGGUUCAACAGAAGCGGAUAUAAUAGAGCUUCAAGACUUACGAAUGUCACCUCUGCCAAGUAUAAGAAACAGAUCUGGCCUAAUCAGCGGUGGUUCAACUCCUGGAGCCGGAAGAGAACACGAUCCGGUCAAGUUUCCUCCUAGUUUUCGCAUUUCGAGAGUCGCGGCCUAUAACACACACGGAAGAAACAUCGGUCUCAGAUACAGAGGACCUAAACAGCAUAAACCAAAGGUUUUACACGCGAUACGAAGAGGCGCGUCCGUGUUGCGUGUGUCGAUGCCAAAGAUCAAAGACGUGAAUAUAAUCGAUAAAUAUUCGAGAAUCAUAUUUCCAGUGAGUUUUAUACUAUUCAACGCCAUCUACUGGGUCUUCUACUUUCUCUGA